Paramuricea clavata is the source of this 814-nucleotide messenger RNA. The record is from the annotation of a GenBank genome assembly. Lineage: Eukaryota; Metazoa; Cnidaria; Anthozoa; Malacalcyonacea; Plexauridae.
AUGUCCCAGCUUGAAAUCCCAGAACUCAAACAAUUUUUAGAGAAGCUAUCCCUUGAUGGAAAGUACGAAUUAUUCCUCGCUAAUGGAAUAAAGCAAGUUGAACAUUUAAGGGAUAUCCAAGAAUCAGAUAUCACUUUACUGGAAUUAACUGUUUUUGAAUGGCGAAGACUUCAGCGAGAGACACAACAAACAUUGGAGGACACCACUCGGAGUGUAAAAAAGACAAGUAUUCCAGCGUACAAGACAUCAACAGCUUCAAAAGUUAUUUCUUUGCCUAAAGCAUUUAAAAAUUUCUUUGAAACGAAAGAUGGGCAAGGAAACAUUGUAGUUUCUACAGAACCGCUGAAGAGGAAGUUCAAAGACCUUUGGUACGAAAAUCCAUGUACACCAGCUCAAGAAUUCUCCAAUUCAAUAACUUUGCAAAUGGCUGAACAGCAAAUGCAACAUGAAAAGCGAAAGAGAGAUUGUGAACUGUGGUGCCGAAAGCAACGGGCAAAGCGCAUUUAUUUCUUGUUGGCAACAACAGAACAACCUCUGGUAUUCAAUACAUGGACUCAUUAUUUUAAAAACCAAAGCAUCAUGGGAAAAAUGGGUUUGAUCAAAGAGCAAUAUCCGACACUGGCUACUUUCAUCGAUGAUCUUGGAAAUGAUGCAGUUGACAAUGUAUCUAUACCUGCAUUGGCUAUGUACGAUACACUUUGCCAGGUUGUUGGGAAGCUAGAAGAGGUCUCUACUUUCUGUGAUACUGCCAUUGGAAAGUGUGAGGAGGAAAUUUCUAGUUGUUUAAUAAAUACAGAUGGUCAGCCAAAGAGAG